Molecule: messenger RNA, 933 nt
Organism: Haliotis rubra (blacklip abalone)
Lineage: Eukaryota; Metazoa; Mollusca; Gastropoda; Lepetellida; Haliotidae
Product: autotransporter adhesin BpaC-like
Exons: 3
Coding region: 34-636 (200 amino acids)
Source: RefSeq, a predicted model, not a curated record
AUGCAAAAUCCAAACCCUGUUUGCAUAAGUUAAAUGCACAAAGAAGAUCAAAUCCUUCCACUUUCAUUUUCAAGCAUGAAGGAACCAGUGGCCAUGUGUGGUGUUUUAGCGGUGACAGUGUUGGCACUGGCAGCCACCACUACAUUAGCGGUCUCAACUACAACUAGCAUCGACACGACUUCAUCGGGGACCGACCCAACUAGAUUGAAGAGAGACACAACUACAUCAGAGAGAGACACGACUACAUCGGGUACUGAUGAAACUACACCAGGCAGCGACAGCACUACAUUGGCGAACGACAAAACGACAUCAGAGAGAGACACGACUACAUCGGGUACUGAUGAAACUACGGCAGGCAGCGACAGCACUACAUUGGCGAACGACACAACGACAUCAGACAGCGACCAAACUACAGGGAACGACACAAUUAGCAGUACAAGAAGUGAUGGCAACUUGUACUUAGAAAACGGAUCGCCCAAAAAGGCUGUGUCUGUUCUUGUGUACGUGACAGCGCUCCUACUGGCUGUGACUUUAAACUGUCAACCCACCUCCCCGGGAAGGCUGAUAGGACCAGCUGAUGUUGUCAUGGCGGGAUCGUCCACAGAGGGUUUGGCCUCAUCGUGUAGAGACGGUUGAUCUGACUGCACUUGUUUUAUAAACAAACUUAAUAUGGCGUUACACGAACGAUUGACAUGAUAUAAUUUAUAUACUGUUAUACGUAAUGACAUUAUAAAUAUAUUGAUUCUCCCCUGCACUCAGUCCCCGAUUGCAAGGUUCCCUAUUAGUAAUUGAAAAUGAAUUUGGAAUUUGAAUUCUCUUCAAGUCUUGAUUUAUUCCAUGUCAAGUACAGGACCGUACUGCCGAUACCAGCUACGACUCGUCCUUACCGAUACAACAUGAAGCACAUGAAAUACCUGUCCUCUACACACCAUG